CGAAAUAAUAUGGUCGUAACUCCGAUAGAUUUAAAAUGUUAUUUGUAACUAUGGCUGUUGUAUUGGCUAUACAAUAUUCUUUGGAAGAAACUGUACCACGGACCGCGUAUGAAAAAGAUUUUAUGUUAGGACAGUUCUUGAAUGAUACUUUCUUUCCAAAGUUAAAGAACUACCACAUCAACGCCACACAAGUACCGGAGGACAAGUACAAGUUUGUGGCGAAGGUGGUUCACUCCACGAGGCACAAGUACCCAGUUAUAUGCACCGCGGCGUGCGUCCACGAACGUAUAUUCUUGACGGCCGCCAGAUGUGUCUACAAUGCUAUACCGCAGUACACGCGAGUUUUCUACCUCGGCGAGAAAAUCGGCGUUGGUGCCUUCAUCCUACCAACCUUUCAGACGAAACAACAGUAUGACGACGUUGCCUUCGUCGUGGUCGACUACGGGUUCUCUCAGACGUACCAAGUGGCUUAUUUCUACUCCUCGUACAUGCAGAGAGAGGAUGACAGAUUCGACUGGCUGGACAAAUAUCGAGAAGGAGUCUACGAUUACUAUGACCAUGUUGUUAUUGGAUAUGCUACUAGCUGGGAAGAUGUGAAAGACGGCGAGAGAAUGAACAAUACGAAUUACAAUCUAACCGAAUUAGACAUACAUAUUGGCACAAGGUUCUGUACCGAAAUCCUACCUUCGGAGGCGUUACCCAAAACCCUCAGCACAUUCCACGUCCCCUGCUACCACGCCUGCUCCAUCCACGAGUUUAAAAUGUUCCAUGAGGACUGUACGAAAUACCAUGGAGUGGAAGGAGGAAUUGUGUAUAAUGCUUACAAGGGAAGAAUUGUAGGGAUCGCCACGUGGGGUCCGUACUAUGAUUUCAACAGUGGCAUUUAUGACAGUCGCUCGUUACCCGUGGGGUACGCCGUACCCAGCGGCAAACCCUUUGAAGAGGCCUUCAAAUGCGCCAGAGGGGUUAAGCAAGAGAACAGAGAUAGAUACCCCGGUACACUUCAAAUGGCUUGUGAUCUUGGGGCUUAAAUGAAGUUGGAUGCAAACGUUUUUUUUUUUUAUAUUAAUAAAGCUGAUAUAAAUGUGACUUGUAACUUUAGUGUUGUACACUUCCGGCAGCCCUUGCAAUCCUUUAGGCCUAGUGCUUCUUCUAAGGAUCAGAUUACAUUACAAGUUGUGGAAGCGAUGCUAAGCAUA
Aricia agestis (brown argus) is the source of this 1199-nucleotide messenger RNA. RefSeq lists its product as uncharacterized. The record is from RefSeq and is a predicted model, not a curated record. Bases 36 to 1031 code for a protein of 331 amino acids. NCBI's taxonomy places the organism in Eukaryota, Metazoa, Arthropoda, Insecta, Lepidoptera, Lycaenidae. The transcript has 4 exons.